AGUACUAAAAACUCAGUUCCUAUCUCUCUCUAAAACUUUCUCUUUCUGUAUCUUGCAACCUAUAGAUACACCGAUACAUACAGAUACAAUAAAACAACUACGUAAUCUAGAAUACCCCUGAAUUUGAUUCCUCCAACACGAUUUGAAAUCCCUAAUCUGGUAGUAAACCUUCUGUUAUCGGCACUUGAAAUCUCUCAUCGUCCCCUCAAUUUCCGCAAUUUCUCUCUCUUCAGUUCGUGAUUUAAGUUAUCUGUGAAAAACCCUAACUUUUGCUAUUUGCUCCUUUGAACCCUAGUUUAAGUCCUCAACUCCCAAUACUUGGCAAUCGUUACUCGCGGGAUUUGGGGAUUCGAAUAGUUUUAGGAUUUCUGACUUUCUUUAUCAGAAUUAAACUGGCCAUUUCUACGUGGAAUAUGGAAAUUCCUGAAUAAAUUGCUGUGGUAGUUUGGCAAGCAUACAUUUCCUUUUGCUGCUCAAUGCUGGUGGCAGCAUGCAGAUGAUUGUUGGAAGAGAUGCAAAGGUAUCAUGCUGGCAGCUGCACUAGUGCAGUCAAUAACAGUGCAAUUUCCGGAAUACAGUCAAGGGAUGCAUCCCGUGCUGACCCAUCAACUUUGCCUCCUAACUUCUCACUAAAUUCAAGACGCUCUGCACAGCCAAACCAAUACAAAUUGAGGUGUGACAAGGAAUCAUUGAACUCCAGACUUGGGCCACCUGACUAUCACCCGCAGACUCCAAAUUGCCCUGAGGAGACACUUACCAGGGAGUAUGUGCAAUCUGGUUACAGAGAGACUGUUGAAGGACUUGAGGAAUCCAGAGAGAUCCUCUUAUCUCAGGUUCAGUUUUUCAACAAUCCAACUAUUGCCAAGUGCAAAGAGGCAAUCAGAAAAUGUCAUAGAGCAAUUAAUGAGUCUCGUGCCCAAAAGCGAAAGGCGGGUCAAGUUUAUGGAGUGCCACUUUCUGGUACACUACUGACAAAGCCUGGUAUCUUCCCUGAGCAAAGACCAUGUGGAGAAGACUUCAGGAGGAAGUGGAUUGAGGGUUUAUCACAACCGCAUAAACGAUUGCGGUCAUUGGCCGACCAUGUCCCUCAUGGCUACAGGAGGAAAUCUCCGUUUGAAGUUCUUAUUAGAAAUAAUGUUCCCUUGUUGAGAGCAACGUGGUUCGUCAAAGUAACUUAUCUUAAUCAGGUUCGGACGACCUCUUCUAAUUCAUCAUCUGGGUAUCAUGACAAAACUCACGUUUCACGUUCGGAACAAUGGACAAAAGAUAUUAUAGAGUACUUGCAAUGUCUUUUGGAUGAAUUUCUUACAAGAAACAAUACUCAUUCAGCAUUGUAUGCGCGGGAUCGGUCUUCACAAAUGAUCUUUGCUGGUUCAGUGCAACAAAAGGGUGAUUCGUAUCCAUCUCUUGUAGAUGGUGAGGAACCUUCCCUGUAUAAUAAAUGGUGGUAUGUGGUGAGGAUUAUUCAUUGGCACCAUGCUGAAGGACUGGUCAUUCCUUCUCUCAUUAUUGAUUGGGUUCUGAAUCAGCUCCAGGAAAGAGAAUUGCUCAGUGUUCUCCAGUUGCUAUUGCCCAUUAUAUAUGGUGUUAUAGAAACUGUUGUUUCAUCUCAGACUUAUGUGCGUACACUGGUGAGAAUUGCUUUUCGGUUCAUACAAGAGCCUUCUCCUGGUGGUUCUGAUCUUGUCGAUAAUUCUCGGCGUGCAUAUACUACUGCUGCUGUUGUUGAGAUGCUUCGGUAUUUGGUACUAGCUGUACCUGAUACUUUUGUGGCUUUGGAUUGUUUUCCCUUGCCAGCGUCUGUAAUAAGUCAUGUAGUAAAUGAUGGCAAUUUCUUAUCCAAAAUGGCUGAGGAUGCUAAGAAGGUGAAGGGUGGUCAAAUUGAAGUAUCCAGUGUACUUAGGGAUAAAAACCAUGAUGUUCAAGCUGACUCCUUUUCAUUCCAAAGUGUUGUCUCAUCAAUUCAAAAACGUUCAGAGACUCUUUCAAGAGCAGCCAAACCCAAUCAUCCUGGUCAUAAUAUAGCAAAAGCCUUGCAGGUGUUGGACCAAGCUCUCAUGCAUGGGGAUGUAGGAGUUUCUUUCAACUUGCUGUUAGAAAAUACGUGGGAUGAGAUUUAUACUGAACAUUGGAGUGCUGAAGUCUGUCCCUGUUUACUUACAUCACUUAAGCAUAUUGGUAAGGCGACACCAUCAUUACUUUGCUCCAUUUUCCUCAUUUGUGAAUGGGCCACUUGUGAGUUUAGAGAUUUUCGUGCUGCGCCUCCUCAUGGUCUGAAGUUUACUGGUAGAAGAGAUUUCUUUCAUAUAUUUAUAGCAAUACGGCUUCUAAAACUGAAGAUGGCAACCUUGAACAGUUCGAAGCCAAGAAACAAAGAUCUUGUAGAUAUUUUUGAGAGUCCAAGCCUUCUGCAUGAUGUUAUUGUAUGUUGGAUUGAUCAGCAUGAGGUGCACAAUAGGGAAGGUUUUACAAGAGUGCAACUUCUAAUAAGAGAGUUGAUGCGAUCUGGCAUUUUCAACCCUUUGGCAUAUGGCAGACAGCUGAUUGUAAGUGGAAUCAUGGAUGGCAUUGGACCUAUGGUUAACCUGGAAAAGCGUAAGAGACAUUACAAACUCUUGAAGCAGUUGCCUGCUCACUACAUCCGUGAUGCUCUAGAGGAAGCCCAGCUUGCUGAACCACCAAUUCUCUUGGAAGCAAUGAAUGUUUACUCAAAUGAACGGCGCUUGCUACUUGAUGGGUUGUUAGGAGUCAGUAAAUUUACUCCUGGUGUGAGAAAUGUGGCUAAGAAGAAAAGGCAUUUCCACAUGUCUGAAAAUGGAAGUGGCUCUCCAUCUUCUGUUGAUCAGUGGUAUUUUCAAGCAACAUCCAAAUUAUCAACAGAUGUCGACAUGGAUGUCAAACUUGAGGAGUUAAAAGCUUCAAUUUCGGCAUUGUUACAAUUUCCCAAUCCUUCUUCAUCAGCUGAUACUGGAGUUGAUGAAUCUCAAGUGAGCACUAAGAGGCCUGGUGGGGUCUAUAAUAGAACUGAUGGUGUUGAAGAAUCAUCUGGAUGUGAAGAAUGCAGAAGAGCAAAGAGACAAAAAUUAAGUGAAGAAAUGAGCUCAAUCCUGCAGUCAAAUCCAGCAGAUGAUGAAGAAAUAUGGUGGAUAAAAAAGGGGCUCCAAUAUAUGGAGUCAUAUAAAGCAGAACCGCCUCCUAAACCUGCCAAGCAGACCUCAAGGAGCAGGCAGAAAUCUGUCCGGAAAACUCAAAGUCUUGCACAAUUAGAUGCUGCUCGAAUUGAAGGUAGUCAGGGAGCAUCUACAAGCCAUGUAUGUGAAAGUAGGAUAGGGUGCCCUCACCAUAGAAGUGUUUCUGAUGACAUUACAAAAUCAGUGGAUGUAGCCAGAAAACCGCCCUCUGGAGAUAUUGUUUCAAUUGGAAAGCUUCUGAAGCAGAUGCGGUUUGUAGAGAAGAGGAAACUGUCUGUAUGGUUGAUAUCAGCUGUUAAGCACCUAAUCGAAGAGGCUGAAAGGACUGUGCCUAAGGUAGGUCAAUAUGGUAGGACAUUUCCUGCUAAUGAUGGUCGAAGCUCCAUAUACUGGAGGCUUGGCGAAGAUGAACUGUCAGCAAUUUUAUAUUUAAUGGAUGUUUGUCAUGAAUACACUUCAGCAACAAGGUUUCUUCUUUGGUUGUUGGCGAAAAUUCCUAAUAAUCCUGCUUCUGCCAUCCCCAGUAGGAGUAUUAUGAUGCUUCCUAGGAAUGUGGAUAACGAUGUCUAUAACAUUGGGGAGGCAUUUCUUCUGUCAUCAAUUCGCAGUUAUGAAAAUAUAAUUGUUGCAGCUGAUCUUAUUCCUGAGACUUUGUCGGCCACAAUGCAUCGUGCUGCAACGUUUUUGGCAUCUAAAGGCAGGGUGGUUUCUGCUUCACCUGCCUUAGUUUAUGCUCGCCAAAUUCUAAAGAAGUACAGCAAUGUAACCAGUGUUGUUGAGUGGGAAAAGACCUUCAAAUCCACAUGUGAUAAGCGACAGAGUUCUGAAAUAGACUCUGCAAAGUCCUCAGAAGGGGACUUUGGCUUUACCCUUGGUGUCCCAAACGGAGUGGAAGAUCUUGAUGAUUAUUUCCGUCAAAAGAUAACUGGUGCAGCACGGGUUUCUAGAGUGGGUUUGAGCAUGAAAGAAAUAGUUAACAAGCAUGUGGAUGAAGCUUUUCAGUACUUCUACAGCAAAGAUAGAAAGCCUUAUGGAGCUGGAACAAAUAAAAUCCCAAGUAUGGAGAAGUGGGAAGACGGCUAUCCCUUAGCUCAGAAAAUAGUUCAGGGAUUGAUCGACUGCAUGAGACAAACUGGUGGGGCUGCUCAGGAAGGCGAUCCUUCGCUUGUAUCUUCUGCGAUUGCUGCUAUUGUUAAUAAUGUUGGACAAGUAAUUGGCAGGAUUCCUGAUUUAUCUGCCAGCAGUAAUCACUCAAAUGUCCCUUCCUCUUCUGGAUCCUUAAAUUUUGCAAGGCGCAUUUUACGUGUUCAUAUCACUUGCCUAUGUAUAUUGAAGGAAGCGCUUGGAGAACGUCAGAGCCGAGUCUUUGAGGUCGCUCUUGCAACAGAAGCUUCUUCUGCUCUCUUGCAAACUUUUGCACCUGGAAAGGCACCUCGCAGUCAGUUUCAAAUGUCUCCUGAAUCCCUUGAUUUCAAUUCAAAUUUACCAAAUGACUCUUUAAAUCACUCCAAUAAGGCUGCUCUUGGGAGAGCGGCAAGAAUAACAGCUGUUUCUGCACUUGUUGUUGGGGCAAUUCUCCAGGGAGUUGCUAGCCUGGAUAGAAUGGUUACCCUAUUUAGGAUUAAAGAAGGACUGGAUCUAAUGCAGUUUGCAAGGAGUCUGAAAACUAACAUGAAUGGAAAUGCACGCUCCAUGGGUGUUUCGAAGAUUGACAACUUGAUUGAAGUUUCAGUGAUCUGGUUCAGGGUUCUUGUAGGAAACUGCAGAACAGUCUGUGAUGGACUCAUUGUGGAACUCUUGGGUGAAGCCUCAGUUGUAGCUCUCUCGAGAAUGCAGCGAAUGCUGUCUCUAAACCUGGUCUUUCCACCGGCCUAUUCUAUAUUUGCCUUUGUGAUAUGGAAGCCUAUACUUGAUGCUAGUGUUGGAGUACGAGAAGAUUCACAUCAGUUGUCUCAAUCGCUGGCCGCAGCUGUAGGUGAUGCCAUAAAGCACUUGCCAUUCCGUGAGAUAUGUUUCCGCAAUGCUCAUGGCCUAUAUGAUCUCAUAGCUGCAGAUACCCUUGAUUCAGAAUUCGUAUCAAUGUUACAGUCUUGUGGUACAGACAGCAACUUGAAAGCUGCUGCCUUGGCCCCUCUUCGUUCUAGGCUUUUUCUAGAUGCACUCAUAGAUUGCAAAAUGCCCGAACCUGUAAUAAGAUUGGAUGGUGGGAAUUGGAUCUCUGGUCAAGGUGAAUUGAAAAAACAAUGUGCAGAAAAUGUGAAAAAGCUUAUGGGUAGGCUUGUACAUGUUUUGGAUACCCUGCAACCUGCCAAGUUCCAUUGGCAGUGGAUUGAGCUUAGGCUCCUCCUAAACGAACAGGCUGUUAACGAGAAGAUUAUGGAAAACGAUAUCUCCUUGACUGAUGCAAUAAGAUCUCUCUCACCUCAUCCCGAUAAAAAUACUGCUUCUGAGAAUGAGAGCAACUUUGUCCAAAUUAUCCUCACCAGGUUACUCGUCAGGCCCGAUGCGGCUCCCUUAUUCUCUGAAGCUGUGCAUCUAUUGGGGAAGUCACUUGAGGAUUCAAUGCUGUCGCAAGCUAAAUGGUUGCUCAGAGGUGCAGAAGUUCUGUAUGGCAAGAAAACGAUUUGGCAGAAAGUUAUGAAUAUUGCUGCCGACAUCAAAGAACUGUCUGUUAAGCCUCAAUACUGGAAGCCAUGGGGAUGGUUGCAUGCUGAUACUAAUUCAGUGAGUAGUAAAGGUGAGAGGUUGAAAUCCGAAGUUGGUGCCCUUGAAGAAGGAGAAGUCGUUGAUGAAGGGGCUGACGCUAACCAUUCUGGAAAAGGACAUGGCCUUUCGGUUGUUGACGGGUCGGUUGCGAGUCAGCAGCAUCUGACAGAGCGAGCGCUGAUUGAAUUGAUCCUUCCAUGUGUGGAUCAAGGCUCUGAUGACUUACGUAAUAGUUUCGCGAGUGAAAUGAUCAAGCAGAUGAGCAACAUUGAGCAACAAAUAAAUACAGUUACUCGUGGAGGUGGCAAGUCUGCAUCAAUCCCCUCUCCUGCGAUUGGAAGUCCUGCCAAUAAAAGUGGCAGUCGCAAGAGUGCGAAAAGUGGCAGUCCUGGGAUACCAAGACAAUCUGCCGUGUCUGCUGACACCGUUCCACCUUCUCCUGCAGCACUGCGAGCUUCCAUGACAUUGCGGUUGCAGUUCCUGCUGAGAUUACUCCCUAUUAUUUGUGGAGAUAGGGAGCCUUCAAGCCGUAAUAUGAGAUAUGUUCUUGCUUCAGUGAUUUUACGUCUUCUCGGAAGCAGGGUCGUGCACGAAGAUAGCUCCCACUAUGUAAAUACUGCACUGACUUCUUCGAAUAGGGAUGCAGAAUCUCUUAUGGAGAGUUAUACAUCUACGACAUUUCUGUGUGGUGAAAGUCUUUUUGAUUGUUUGUUGCUCGUGCUGCAUGUGCUGCUGAGCAGUUACCAGCCAAGCUGGUUGAAACUGAAAUCUGAAUCCAAGUCCACUGAGUCCAGCAAGGACUACGCCGCUUUCGAUCGUGAAGUGGCAGAAAGCCUGCAGAAUGACUUGGAUCACAUGGAAUUGCCCGAGACAAUCCGGUGGCGUAUCCAAAGUGCAUUGCCAAUUCUAGCACCACCCGUUCGAUCUUCACUCUCGUGCCAGCCUCCGUCAGUACCGCCCACUGCCCUCGCCUGUCUCCAACCGAGCAACCCAGUGACAGUGUUAAACCCCUGCAACUCAAACCCACCUCAGAGGAAUUUGGGCUUGCCGGGGCGCACCAACAUGAAAACAAAGUCACAGAUAUCGCAGCCGGACCUCGACACAGAGAUCGACCAGUGGACCCUUUUGGAGGACGGGGCCGGGUCAGGCCAGCCCUCGCCCAGCUCUGCGGGCAUCGGGAGCAGCGACCAUGCUAAUUUCAAGGCGUCCUUCUUGCUCAAGGGGGCUGUGAGAGUGAGGCGGACGGACCUCACGUACAUCGGUGCAGUAGACGAGGACAGCUGAUAUGAAGCACGGCCUAAACUUCCUUGUAUUGAAAUUUUUUUCGUGUAGGUCGCCUCCUUGAUGGUCUAAUCUCGCGUAUUACCAGUUGUUAACUGCCUCUUCGAGGAGACGGGGGGCCGCAUCGGGCGAGGAGGCUGCUCCCGAGACUCAUUCUUUACAGGUGCCUUGGCGGUCGGGUCGAAUUCGACGACGAAUAUCCCUAUCUGGCUUCCUCUGGUACGUACGUGCGAUCUGAGGCCCCUGCUCAUCACUAACCCCUUUUGAUUGUUCGAAAUUUCUGGAUGAUGCAUUUCCAUAGUUAUUGUAUAUAUAGAUAACGAUAUAUUUUUUCCCUUUUUCUUUUGUCGUCUGGAGCUGAGUUGAAUGUAUGAGUAAUGGGGCUUGUAGCCUUCUUUGAUGCUCAGCGAUAUUUUGUUACAAAAAUUAUGGUCUCCGAUUAUCAUUAUGUGGCGAUUUUUGUCCACCUUAUAA
Messenger RNA from Salvia miltiorrhiza (redroot sage), 7652 nucleotides. RefSeq names its product mediator of RNA polymerase II transcription subunit 12. Gene Ontology annotation, molecular function: transcription coregulator activity. Gene Ontology annotation, cellular component: mediator complex. The coding region runs from base 513 to 7181 and encodes 2222 amino acids. Gene Ontology annotation, biological process: regulation of transcription by RNA polymerase II. The record is from RefSeq and is a predicted model, not a curated record. The transcript is spliced from 13 exons. NCBI's taxonomy places the organism in Eukaryota, Viridiplantae, Streptophyta, Magnoliopsida, Lamiales, Lamiaceae.